UAACAAAACGUGUGCCGCCGUCGCCGCCGCCGCCUGGAUCCGGAAAAUGCUCUCGCACAAUUUUCAUCGCGGUUUCGGGCGCCUCCAGCGGUAUGGCCACCGUGCGUUCUCUACCCGGCCGCUGCCGAGCCAGGAGCACGAGUAUACCGCCCAGCCAGAGUACCCGCCGAUCCAGGAAGUCGGAUUUAAGGCGCAGAAAAAACGGGAGCGUGAAAGCUGGCACAAGCGGAUCGAGCGGUUGAGCUCGGUCGAGGAGAAGCUGUUCGAGAUCAACAUGCCCAAGUAUUACGGCUACAAGACCAGCAUGCUAACCGACGAGAAGUUCCCGUACAACAGCAAACCCUUCCUGCAGUACGCCACGAGGACCAGCUUCCAGGAGGGUCUGCCGGCUUUCUACAACCCGCUCAAGGAGGAAGCUGCCAAAAUCUUGGAAUCGAUUCGCGGCGAUCUGGAGGAUACGAUCGGGUUCGAGCUAUCUCUUCACAAGCAUUUAGCGGGAGAGCAAGGGGAUGCCGAUAGUCGCGUCGAGAGAGAAGAAGUUGCCACACGAUCACUUCUGCUGCAGCUGAAUCGAACAAUUACGAACGCACUGAGCGCCAGCCAUCCGCAUCUGAGCGAGAUUGAAACCGAUGUCGAUCCACGGCAUGAAGCGUUUUGGUUUCUCGGUGGUAUCGCUCCUCCGAAGCUUGUGCGCAAAAUCAAAGAAGGCCAAGAGUGGCAGAAGCAAUAUGCCAAUGAUCCAUACGAUCGCAACAUCCAGUACAUUGGCAAACCGUAUCUUGCACUCCGACACAGGCACUUGCUCGAUCCGCUCGAGGUCGCCGGUGAGUUGGAUGCACUCGACAUCAAGCAGGACAAGGUGGAAGUGCCCGACUUCCGGUAUGAUCCGCUUACGCUCGGCUACAUGACCGAGUUCCGCCAUGCAACCACUGUGCCGGGCUUUUGGCCGGGAGAUCAGCACGAGUUUGGAUUGCUGUCUUUCCAAAGAAGAAGCCAUGCCCUUGACCGGCAACGGUACUGCGCUAUCAACGAUCUGGAAGAAGCACUGCAUGCGCAAGGUAUACUGUCCAGCUAUGCUUGGUUGCUGGGCCAGGCUUGUUACCAAGGAUUUUCGGUCUUCAAUGACGUGACUUAUCCGAUUACCACCCAAACGGUGAUCACCGAUGGAAAGCAUUGGUCUUUCUACGCUUACCAGCUAAACACCACGCUUCUCCACACGGAUCAAGUUGACGUGAACAAUCGUUACAACCUCUGCUGGGGAACGAAGGAGCUACCGUUGUUCGAUUCGGUAGAGGAGUCCGGCAAAGUGAACGGUCUGCGUGAUGAUGUCUUACUGCAUCUUAUUAUGUUUUACCUAAAUCAACCGAAACAGCGGCCGGGUGUUGACCUGAAACCGUACCUCUGCCCGAAAGAACCGUACAUCGCUCUGAUCGAAGAGGAAAAGCGACGCGUGUUCAUGGAGGAAGCCUACAAACGGUUGGUAUCCAAUCGUCCCCGGCAUCGGCUUGUCCCGGAGGUGUACCUGUGGGAGAAGAUCUACAAAAUCGACCACAAGACCCGUCCGAUGGAACCAAAACGAAGACCUUUCGAGCUUGGUGAAAACAUGUACAAGCGGCGCAUGGACGAGCACGCACUGAAAUACAUCCCCCGUGCUGUCCGGCCAGAUGGACCGAAAAGUAGACCAAAGUUUGAGGCAACAUAUUAUCCAAACGUGAGACGCUAGAAACCGGAUGGUAAGCCGUGUGUAGCAUUGAAUAACAAUAAACUCCCCCGAAAGUUGUAGAUGGUAAAGU
Anopheles aquasalis is the source of this 1793-nucleotide messenger RNA. It is a transcript of the gene mRpS30, whose product is annotated as mitochondrial ribosomal protein S30. Gene Ontology annotation, molecular function: structural constituent of ribosome. NCBI's taxonomy places the organism in Eukaryota, Metazoa, Arthropoda, Insecta, Diptera, Culicidae. The record is from RefSeq and is a predicted model, not a curated record. Gene Ontology annotation, biological process: translation. Gene Ontology annotation, cellular component: mitochondrial large ribosomal subunit; mitochondrion; ribosome.